This is a messenger RNA of Priapulus caudatus, 2284 nucleotides long. Its product is annotated as CCAAT/enhancer-binding protein gamma-like. The transcript is spliced from 4 exons. The record is from RefSeq and is a predicted model, not a curated record. Lineage: Eukaryota; Metazoa; Priapulida; Priapulimorpha; Priapulimorphida; Priapulidae. Bases 1 to 555 code for a protein of 184 amino acids. Gene Ontology annotation, biological process: DNA-templated transcription; regulation of transcription by RNA polymerase II. Gene Ontology annotation, molecular function: DNA-binding transcription factor activity, RNA polymerase II-specific; RNA polymerase II cis-regulatory region sequence-specific DNA binding.
AUGUGGGAUUUUCAGGGCAGCACGGGCAUGUGUAGGAGUGCUACGACGGAUGAAAUGCCGGGUCCUCUGGGCGGUGUACGUCUCUGGACGUACGGUGUGUCAACGUCAUGCGCCCUCACGUUCACUCGAUUCGCACUGCAGAGAGCCAGGUCUCAAUCUCCAAAGAGGGAAAGAUCAGGCUGCAUCAGCAAAGAGAGCGAGGAAUAUCGUAAGCGACGGCAGCGUAACAACAUUGCUGUCAAGAAAAGCCGUGUUAACGCCAAGAUGCGAAGCCAGAUGACGAUGGAGAAGGUGAGCCAGCUGAAGCAAGAGAACGAGAGGCUAGAGUCGAAGGUGAAGCUGCUCACCAAGGAGCUGGGUCUGCUGCGAGACUUGCUGCUGAGUCAUGCGGCGGGCUCGGCCGCCGACCCCGUCUACACCGUCUCGGUGUACAGCGAGGAGACAGCCGGGGGUGACGACGCCCGCGUUCCAUCCUCCGUUGACCGCGAUGGCCCAGCUGCCCACGACCACGAGUAUGCCACAGUGCCGCAAGUGGCGGCCCAGCUGCCAGCAUAGCUAGGCAGGGUUGGUCUCCCUCAUGGGAGCCGACUUGGGCUAGCCCGCCACUGCAGCCACUACAGCUAGUAGCGGUGGUGAACCAGAUUAUAUUGUACAGUAGUUUUUACGAAAAAAAAAUUCACGUAAAAUGUGUUUGGAAUCAGCAGGCUUUAUUUCAAAAAAUGUAGAUCAUUCAUUUAUUAUGUAUAGGUUUGUCUAAUGAAUGAUAUUUAGUUUGAAUUGUGUGCCAAUAACUGUGUAAAAAUUAUAGAAAAAUCUUCAAAAACGCGUUUUAAUCUACAAAUAUUUAGUCGUUAAGACUGAUGUUAAGUCAAAUCUCUGUGUGUAACUGGUAAGAUCACCAGCACCCAGUGUGGUCUCCAGCUAGAUCUCAGCUAUCAAUAAGUACAGUUGCAGGUAAGUAGAUGGUCAAAAUUCCAAUUUCCUGCUAUGCGACUCGUGGCACUUGAUUACAUGUCUGUUAGCAUCUACUCUGGUUUGACAACGACAUUUUUGUACUGCAAGUUGGUACAUUUUGCUUGUUUUACCCCAGAUCAUGACAAAAUUAUGGUAUUGCUAUAGCGAGGAGAGUGGCCAGCAGGCGUCAAUUAAAUUUCAUGUAAUGUUUUUUUCCAAACGAGCAAGCAGUGCAUGUAGCUCUCUAUGUUAGUUGUGUGGAACGUCAUAGUACUUAAAUCUGAAAGCAUGUUACAUGGCUGUGUGCACUGUCUAAUCCAAAAUUCAUACUUUAUAACACAAUACUUGGUUGUGUGCAUCGUCUGAUACAAGACACAACAUUUGUACUAGAUAUUUGUCACAAGUUUACAUAGCAUCAAAAGAAUGUGAUAUGCUCGUAUGUAUAUUAUGUUCACUUGGUAGCAUAAACGUGCACCUGUUUAAUUAAUUGUUUGAAAUAACUAUAAUUACCGUUAUACAAUUUUCUGCAUUUCAGGUGUAGAUUGACAGCACGGUAAUGACUGCCAUAAUUAGUACUGAUCGCUGGCCUCAACUGGGUUUUGUAUGUCAUCGUUUGUAUGUUUAUAGUUGGUACAUUUGACAUCGCGUCACCAGAUGUCACUGUGUUGCAGAAACGUCUCUUAAUGUCAGUUGGCGUUUUUGGUUGGCCAUCGUGCUCAGAAAUAAUUAUUUUUACCACGGUUAACCGUGGUUAAAUUAUAGCCCGUUUACCCAAUCAGAGGCAUUCAUACGGAUAAUUUAACUGCAGAUAAAUUAUUUUUUCUGCAAUAAAAUUAUACCGUAGCCCUUUUACCUAAAUGGGCCUUCUUACAAAUAAUAACGAGGCAUUUGAUUGAGUAAAAAGGCUACAAUUUUACCAAGGUUAAAUUAUGUGGGAGAAGGCCUCUGAUUGGAUAAAAAGGGCCAUAAUUUAACCGCGGUUAAUUUAUUUCUACCACGGUAAAAAUAAUUAUUUUUGAGUACGAUGGCCAACCAUAUGUGUUAACCCAGGAAUAAAACUAGUAAUUAAAGGUAAGUGGGUGCUUUUAUGCAGAGUGUUAAACGCGAUGUUUAGAGAUAAUGUGCGUGCAUGUAAAUGCAUAUGCAGGUAGGGCUAUAUAAGUAUUUUUGCUGGUUUCACUUGUUAUUUACGAUCACCAGCUGUAUCAGUGCGUAAAUUCUGAUUUUAGCAAGCCCAGGCAAUUUCCAUUUACACUGCAUUCAUUAACUGUUACAAGGUAAAGUUAUAAAUAUAUGUGCAGUACAUUGUGUAAAAAUAUUAAUUUUGAAA